Messenger RNA from Chrysochloris asiatica (Cape golden mole), 1407 nucleotides. RefSeq names its product chromosome unknown open reading frame, human C16orf58 (gene RUSF1). Lineage: Eukaryota; Metazoa; Chordata; Mammalia; Afrosoricida; Chrysochloridae. The record is from RefSeq and is a predicted model, not a curated record. The transcript is spliced from 13 exons. Bases 1 to 1407 code for a protein of 468 amino acids.
AUGGCGGAGGACCCGGGGUUUGAAGUUACGCUGUGCUCCGAGCAGUUUGGCUCCGGGGCUGCCCGGGGCUGUCGCGCCACCGCCGACGGGCGCCUGCAGUGGGAAGCCGGGGAGUGGCGCUGGUGGGGGUUAUCAGGGGUCUUCUCGGUGAAAGCGGAAGGCCGAAAUGGUGGCAGAGCAGGGAUCCCUAGAGCUCUCUGUCCACCUCUCUCCGCGCUCCUGGCUGUGUUCCUGCCGCAGGGCUUCCCUGACAGUGUCAGCCCGGACUAUCUGCCCUACCAGUUGUGGGACUCUGUGCAGGCCUUUGCUUCCAGCCUCUCGGGCGCCCUGGCCACCCAGGCAGUCUUGCUGGGCUUAGGGGUGGGGAACGCAAAAGCCUCUGUUUCAGCUGCCACGGCCACCUGGCUCGUGAAAGACUCAACUGGCAUGCUGGGCCGCAUUGUCUUUGCCUGGUGGAAGGGGAGCAAACUGGACUGUAAUGCCAAGCAGUGGAGGCUUUUUGCUGACGUCCUUAACGAUGGCGCCAUGUUCCUGGAGAUAAUGGCUCCCUUGGCCCCAGCUUACUUCACCAUGACUGUCUGCAUCAGCAACCUGGCCAAGUGCAUUGUGGGCGUGGCUGGCGGGGCGACUAGGGCUGCUCUGACUGUGCACCAGGCCCGGAGAAACAACAUGGCAGAUGUGUCAGCCAAGGAUGGCAGCCAGGAGACUCUGGUGAAUCUGGCGGGGCUCCUGGUGAGCCUUCUGCUGCUCCCCCUGGUGUCAGACUGGCCUAGCUUCAGCUUCGGGUGUUUCCUCCUCUUCACUGCCCUCCACAUCUACGCCAACUACCGGGCAGUCCGAGCCCUGGUCAUGGACACCUUGAACGAAGGCCGCCUCUGGCUGGUCCUCAGGCACUUUCUUCAGAGGGGAGAGGUGCUCAGCCCCACAUCAGCCAAUCAGAUGGAGCCACUGUGGACAGGUUUCUGGCCAUCUCUGUCUCUGUCCCUUGGGGUCCCCCUGCAUCGCUUGGUUUCCAGAGUCUCUGAACUACAGCAGCUGAUUGGGGAGCACCAAGAGCCCUACCUCCUUCACUGGAACCAAUCACAAAACCAGGUACAGGUAGUUCUGAGCCCUACAGCAGGGCCUGAGACUGUCCUCAGAGCCGCCACACACGGACUGGUGCUUGGAGCCCUGAAGGGAGCUGGGCCUCUUCCAGGAGAGCUGGAGGAGCUGAGGAACCAGGUGUGGGCAGGUCCUGAAAACCAUAGCUGGGCCAUUGUCAAGGAAACACACCAAGUGUUGAACAAGCUAUUUCCAAAGUUCUUGAAAGGCCUGCAGGAAGCUGGUUGGAAGACUGAGAAGCACCAGCUGGAGGUGGAUGAGUGGAGAGCCACGUGGCUGCUGACUCCAGAAAAGAAGGUGUUGUGA